AUGGCAUCCUUAUUGAAGAAGCCGUUGAAGCUUGCCCUCGUGCAGCUGGCCUCAGGCGCCGACAAAACAGUCAACCUCUCCAACGCCCGUACCAAAGUCCUCGAAGCCGCAAAAGCUGGCGCAUCCCUAAUCGUUCUCCCCGAAUGCUUCAACUCCCCCUAUGGCACGCAAUAUUUCCCCAAAUACGCCGAAACCCUGCUACCCUCCCCGCCCACCAAGGAACAAUCCCCCUCCUUCCACUCGCUCUCCUCCAUUGCCGCAGAAGCAAAAGCGUACCUUGUGGGCGGCAGUAUCCCCGAACUCGAUGCGAUAACGAAGAAAUACUACAAUACCUCGUUGGUGUUCUCCCCGAGCGGUUCGCUGAUCGGCACGCAUCGCAAGACGCACCUGUUUGACAUCGACAUCCCCGGCAAGAUCACAUUCAAGGAAAGCGAGGUGCUUUCGCCCGGCAACCAGUUAACCGUCAUCGACCUCCCAGAAUACGGCAAGAUCGGACUGUCCAUCUGCUACGAUAUCCGCUUCCCCGAAGCAGCCAUGAUCGCAGCCCGCAAGGGCGCCUUCCUACUCGUCUACCCCGGCGCUUUCAACCUGACCACCGGACCGCUGCAUUGGUCGUUGCUUGCGCGGGCGCGUGCCGUCGAUAACCAGGUAUAUGUGGCGAUGUGCAGUCCGGCAAGGGAUAUGAGUUCUACGUACCAUGCGUACGGGCAUAGUUUGGUUGCGAACCCGAGUGCGCAGGUUCUCAGCGAGGCGGAGGAGGGUGAGGAGAUUGUUUAUGCGGAGUUGGAUAAUGAGACGCUGGAGGGGACAAGGAAGGGAAUUCCGAUUUAUACGCAGCGGCGGUUUGAUUUGUAUCCGGAUGUCAGUGGGGAGGGGCAGGCUUAG
Messenger RNA from Aspergillus chevalieri, 885 nucleotides. RefSeq names its product carbon-nitrogen hydrolase family protein. Lineage: Eukaryota; Fungi; Ascomycota; Eurotiomycetes; Eurotiales; Aspergillaceae. Gene Ontology annotation, molecular function: omega-amidase activity. Gene Ontology annotation, cellular component: mitochondrion. Gene Ontology annotation, biological process: oxaloacetate metabolic process; L-glutamine metabolic process. The transcript is spliced from 2 exons. The record is from RefSeq and is a predicted model, not a curated record. Bases 1 to 885 code for a protein of 294 amino acids.